Diceros bicornis minor is the source of this 5199-nucleotide messenger RNA. RefSeq names its product WW and C2 domain containing 1 (gene WWC1). The transcript has 21 exons. Gene Ontology annotation, biological process: negative regulation of organ growth; regulation of DNA-templated transcription; regulation of hippo signaling. Lineage: Eukaryota; Metazoa; Chordata; Mammalia; Perissodactyla; Rhinocerotidae. Gene Ontology annotation, molecular function: kinase binding; molecular adaptor activity. The record is from RefSeq and is a predicted model, not a curated record. The coding region runs from base 1670 to 4480 and encodes 936 amino acids. Gene Ontology annotation, cellular component: cytoplasm.
CAUCUGUUGCCAAUCUUCCUCUCUCCCCACUCCCUGCCUUUUUUUUUUUUUCCUCCCCAAAGCCCCAGUACAUAGCUGUAUAUUCUAGUUGUAGGUCCUGCUACUUCUUCUAUGUGAGCCGCUGCGACAGCUUGGCUACUGACAGAUGAGUGGUGUGGUUCCACGCCCGGGAACUGAACCCGGGCUACUGAAGCAGAGCACACCAAACUUUAACCACUAGGCCAUCAGGGCUGGCUUUCCAUAUGUAUUUUUCACUUUGACAAAAAGUUUACUUAAAAAAUAACAGGCUACAUCCUAUUUCAGCAGCUUUGGGUACAAACGAUGCAUUUCACAGUAGUACUCCAGAGGAUAGUAAUAAUCAAGGCCCUGGUGGCCCAGUUGGCAGGAGUCUGUUCUUUUACGGUUCCCUUCUCUCUGGGAUUUCUGAGCAUGCCCAUGGAACACCUCUGCAUUUCACAAGUCAGCCCUGGCAUUGCUGGUCCCCACAGCCACCCUCUCCCCGUUAGCGUCAAGUCUUGCAACUUUUUACCAGCUCCUCUAGGCUGCUGCCACUCGCACCUUUACAUGUCCCCGAAGUGUGGACCCAAGUCCAGUGGCAUGGCCUGAUGAGCAGGGUGGUUGGUGGGAUGGGGCGCUCACAGAAAGAGCACUCCGCUUUUUAUGCAUAUCCCCAUCUUAUUUCCAUACUCAAGACCUUCUUGUCUUUUCACCAUGUUUUUACUGUUGAUCAGUGGGUAACAAAUAGUAUUAACUACCUUAAAAUUUUGUUGAAAAGUGCCUAUCUGGAGAAUAUGCUUAAGUCAGUGCCUCCAGCUAUGUAUCCAAUCAGGUCCCUCCCCGAAAUCCCCAAGUCCCGCAAAGACCAGAGGAAUUAGAAUGCAGGAAACGAAAGCUUCAACUUGGAAAUGAAAGAUCCCUGUGUCUGGAGCCCUUGUUCCAUGUUCACGAGGGCUGUAAGGCUCUCCCAACCCACGUGUUCCUGGCACUCAUCUCUUCUGGGAAAGCCCAGCCAUCGCCACCAUUCUCAUCAUCAUCAACUCAGCAGACACGCAAUACUGCCCAUGGUGCAAAACUUCUUCUCUGUUGUUAUACGGAGCAGUUUUAUUUCUCUUUUCCCAAACUUCCCAGUGUUACGUUUUAACUUUCCUUAUGCAUAAUCAAAAGACUUAUUGAAGUAUUUUAACCAAAUCUAAAGAGCAGUAUCCCCUUCACGACUGUCCCUUCUACCUCCAGACACUGAAAAUUGCUAGCAGUUUCCAAGUAAGCUUCUCUAUCCUCAGGAAAAAAAAACAAAACAAAAAUCCAGUCCCAGCAGGUGGUCUUGCUACACACAAAUAGGCAGAGAGUUCCGGUGAUGGUAUGUGGGAAGUGGAGAUGAUGAAAUUCCUCUACAGUGGGAUUAAGGACUCACAGGAGAAACACUUCUCUGGCCUCCCUGCAAAGAAUGAUUGUCCUUUCCCUGAACAGUGGGGUUGUGUUUACCUGGAGGACACCAGGAAUCUUGUAGCAGGCACCAUUCCUUCUUCACAUCACCGGUUAGAAAGCCCAGAGCUAGGAUCGUGGUGACUCUGUGAUCUCUGGUUCGUCAUCCAGCUCUAAGUAUGACCCUGAGAUCCUGAAAGCUGAGAUUGCCACUGCAAAAUCCCGGGUUAACAAGCUGAAGAGAGAGAUGGUUCACCUCCAGCAGGAGCUCCAGUUCAAAGAGCGUGGCUUUCAGACCCUGAAGAAAAUAGAUAAGAAAAUGUCUGAUGCUCAGGGCAGCUACAAACUGGACGAAGCUCAGGCUGUCUUGAGAGAAACAAAAGCCAUCAAAAAGGCCAUCACCUGUGGAGAAAAGGAGAAGCAAGACCUCAUUAAGAGCCUCGCCAUGCUGAAGGACGGCUUCUGCACCGACAGAGGGUCCUACUCUGACCUGUGGUCCAGCAGCAGCUCUCUGGAGAGUUCGGGUUUCCCGCUGCCGAAACAGUACCUGGACGUGAGCUCCCAGACGGACAUCUCGGGAAGUUGUGGCACCAACAGCAACAAUCAGUUGGCAGAGAAGGUCAGAUUGCGCCUUCGAUAUGAAGAGGCUAAGAGAAGGAUUGCCAACCUGAAGAUCCAGCUGGCCAAGCUUGACAGUGAGGCCUGGCCUGGAGUGCUAGACUCAGAGAGGGACCGGCUGAUCCUCAUCAAUGAGAAGGAGGAGCUGUUGAAGGAGAUGCGCUUCCUCAGCCCCCGAAAGUGGACCCAGGGGGAGGUGGAGCAGCUGGAGAUGGCCCGGAAGCGGCUAGAGAAGGACCUGCAGGCAGCCCGGGACACCCAGAGCAAGGCGCUGACGGAGAGGUUAAAGUUAAACAGUAAGAGGAACCAGCUCGUGAGAGAACUGGAGGAAGCUACCCGGCAGGUGGCAGCUCUGCACUCACAGCUGAAAAGCCUCUCGAGCAGCAUGCAAUCCCUGUCCUCGGGCAGCAGCCCUGGAUCCCUCACGUCCAGCCGGGGCUCCCUGGCCGCCUCCAGCCUGGACUCCUCCACCUCGGCCAGCUUCACUGACCUCUACUAUGACCCCUUCGAGCAGCUGGACUCAGAGCUGCAGAGCAAGGUGGAGUUCCUGCUCCUGGAGGGGGCCACGGGCUUCCGGCCCUCGGGCUGCAUCACCACCAUCCACGAGGACGAGGUGGCCAAGACCCAGAAGGCGGAGGGAGGUGGCCGCCUGCAGGCCCUGCGCUCCCUGUCCGGCACCCCGAAGUCCAUGACCUCCCUGUCCCCCCGCUCCUCCCUCUCCUCCCCCUCCCCACCGUGCUCCCCUCUCAUCGCUGACCCCCUCCUGGCCGGAGACGCCUUCCUGAGCCCCCUAGAGUUUGAAGACCCAGAGCUGAGUGCCUCUGUUUGUGGACUGAGCCUUGGCAACAGCACUCGGGAGAGGUGCCGGCUGGAGGAACCUGGAACCGAGGGCAAGCAGUUGGGCCGAGCUGUGAAUACGGCCCAGGGGUGCGGCCUGAAAGUGGCCUGUGUCUCAGCUGCCGUGUCAGAUGAAUCCGUGGCCGGGGAUAGCGGUGUGUAUGAGGCUUCUGUGCAGAGACUGGGUACUUCAGAAGCCGCUGCUUUUGACAGUGACGAAUCAGAAGCAGUGGGUGCAACCCGGGUUCAGAUUGCCCUGAAGUAUGAUGAGAAGAAUAAGCAAUUUGCAAUAUUAAUCAUCCAGCUGAGUAACCUUUCUGCUCUGUUGCUGCAACAAGACCAGAAAGUGAACAUCCGCGUGGCUAUCCUUCCCUGCUCUGAAAGCACCACCUGCCUGUUCCGGACCCGGCCCCUGGACGCCUCGGACACCCUGGUGUUCAACGAGGUGUUCUGGGUGUCCAUGUCCUAUCCAGCCCUUCACCAGAAGACCUUAAGAGUCGAUGUCUGUAGCACCGACAGGAGCCAUCUGGAGGAGUGCCUGGGAGGCGCCCAGAUCAGCCUGGCUGAGGUCUGCCGGUCUGGGGAGAGGUCGACUCGCUGGUACAACCUCCUGAGCUACAAAUACUUGAAGAAACAGAGCAGGGAACCCAAACCAGUGGGAGCCAUGGCCCCCACCCCAGGGCCUGAAAGUACGGAUGCUGUGUCUGCCCUGUUGGAACAGACAGCAGUGGAGCUAGAGAAGAGGCAGGAGGGAAGGAGCAGCACUCAUACCCUGGAAGACAGCUGGAGGUACGAGGAGGAGGCCAGCGAGAACGAGGCAGCAGUGGAUGAGGAGGAGGAGGAGGGAGAGGCGGAGGAGGGAGAUGAGGACAUUUUCGCUGAGAAAGCCUCACCAGACACGGUCGAGUGCCCAGCAUCAAAGGUGGACAAAGAGACCAACACAGAGACCCCGACCCCAUCUCCCACAGUGGUGCGGCCCAAAGACCGGCGGGUGGGCACGCCAUCCUCAGGGCCAUUUCUUCGGGGGAGCACCAUCAUCCGCUCUAAGACCUUCUCCCCAGGACCCCAGAGCCAGUACGUGUGCCGGCUGAACCGGAGUGAUAGCGACAGCUCCACGCUGUCCAAGAAGCCACCUUUUGUUCGAAACUCCUUGGAGCGGCGCAGCGUCCGGAUGAAGCGGCCUUCGUCCGUCAAAUCUCUGCGCGCCGAGCGCCUGAUGCGCACCUCGCUGGACCUCGAGUUAGACCUACAGGCGACCAGGACUUGGCACAGCCAGCUGACUCAGGAGAUCUCGGUGCUGAAGGAGUUCAAGGAGCAGCUCGAACAAGCCAAGAGCCUCGGCGAGAAGGAGCUGCCGCAGUGGUUGCGCGAGGACGAGCGCUUCCGCCUGCUGCUGAGGAUGCUGGAGAAGCGGAUGGACCGAGCAGAGCACAAGGGUGAACUGCAGACAGACAAGAUGAUGAGGGCGGCUGCCAAGGAUGUGCACAGGCUUCGAGGCCAGAGCUGUAAGGAGCCCCCAGAAGUGCAGUCUUUCAGGGAGAAGAUGGCAUUCUUCACCCGGCCUCGGAUGAACAUCCCAACCCUCUCUGCGGACGACGUCUAAUCGCCAGAAAAGUAUUUCCUUUGUUCCACUGACCACGCUGUGAACAUAGACUGUGGCUAAAGUUAUUUCUGUGGUGUUAUAUGAAGGUACUGAGUCACAGGUCCUCAAGCACGCUUGUCGGUUUGAAGACGAACAGAUUUUUUAGUUUGGGUUCUAUUAUUAUUAAAAAAAAACAAAAAUAAAAACAAAAAAACAAAAACCAGCAUUAAAAUGACAAGAUUGUAUAGUUUGUAUAUUUAGGAAUGUAUUUUUGAGAAAGAAAAUUUAAAUGAACUAAAGCAGUGUUAAGUUGCUGCUCUUCUUAAAAUUGUUUAGUUUUUUUUUUUUUUUGUACAGCUCUACCUUCUAGAGGUUUCACUGCAAUAAGAAGUAAUGUUUUGGGGACGGUAAUCCUAAAAGGACGUCCUGCAGAUGUCACAGCCCAGCUGACCUUUCCUACUUAACAUAUUUUGUACAAUAUUAAAAAAAAAAAUGCACAGGAACCGUUUGGGGAUUCUGAGGUGCCUCCGUGAAUCUUCAUGAGCUGUGAUGUGUUUUUAUGUGGCCGCCUGACGUGGAGCGGGCAGCGCGGAGCUGGCCGAGCAGCCAGCCCAUGCUGGCGACAGACCUGCCCACGCUGGUCUCAGAUGCCCAGUGAAGCCACUGAAGUGAGUGAGGGAGGGCUACGGAGAACUCCUUUCAGUUUUAUCUCCAUCAAUAAAGUGGCCUUUCUGAACCAA